UUGCUAAAGAAGUUGAAGAAACAUCUGAGAAAUUGUCGUCAUUUUCAUUACGCCGCCAGACAUUGACAAUACAAACAAUAAUGCAAAACGAAAAUUAUUCUAAUUGGGACGCGCUUGAAUAUCACCGGGAAUGGUAUGCAACGAAAUAUGAAAUGAACAAGUCCAAAGUUAGGUUGGCACUCACCCGACAACUCGAAUGGUUUACGAGUUCCGGGUCACAGGAAGAGAAAUCAGCAGCAUCGAAAAUGUUGAAACAAUUUCAGAAUGAUUCAAAUCCUGGCGGAAGUAUCUAUGAUUUCUGGGCUGGUAUUUUUGCAAACGAUAAAGCAGAGUUGAAAAGGAAGAUAACUGACGCAAAAGUUCGUGAAAUACAGGCAGAUAAACAUUUGCUAAUGAAUGAAAGGUCUCUUAAUGUCUUGAAAGAAACGGUAGUGGAGCAUAAUGAAACAUCAAUAAUAUUGGCUGACUUUGCUCGUGCAGAACAAGAUGUCAGAAAAAGAAGAAAGCAUUAUCACCAGACGGACGGAUUUACUACUCCUUCCCCGGGUAGUCCAAUAAAACAUUCAUCCAUUGAGGAGGAGGGUAGCCCAAUAAAACAUCUAUCGGAAGAGGAAAGUCCAUUCAUUGAGGAGGAAGAGGAUGAAAUUAUAAUUGAUGAUGUUCCAUACGAAUUUUCUUUCGAAAAUGGAGGAGAUUCUGCAGAUGAUUUACACGUGGGAAAUACUAAUGUAUCUAUAAUCUUUCGAAAUUAUCAAAAUCAGUCGCUAAAUAUUGCGAGGGACAAGGGAUUAUUCGUAGAAUCAAAUGUACAGGAAAUUUUAUCUCUAUCAUCUAUUUUAUUGCUUGCCCCGAAUUCCUAUUCCAGAACAAUGAUCGAUCACUUCGGAUUGUCCUUGCUCGAUGAAAUUCAUCAAAAACUUACAUCGGAUCAACAAAAAUUAUUAGAUCCAGAUUCCGAAGUAACAUUCAGAAAAUCAAUUAAAAUGGCAAUAAGUGGAUCGCGGGAUGAUUCUACUAAUUGGUUAUGUGGGAAACUUUCUAGUGAACAACCUUUGAGAGAGAAUUUAGGUUUUAUUGUUCUGGAUUGCUUAAGAACGUUACCAACUUCAAAAAUUAGAAACGAACACAGUGAGAUCACACACUAUACUAAUUUCCUUGAUCGCAUAAUGAGAGGACUCUUUAAUAAUCCCGAUAAAUACAUAGUACAAUGGCCCAAUACGGCCUUAAAUGAAAGCAAAACUAGAAAAUUUGAAGGUCGCACUAAACAGCCUGACUUCACAGUUUCCAUUAUUUGUCAGUUACAGACAAGUGCUACCUUAUUUGUGGGUGAAGUUAGCCCUCCAUCAAAAAAGGGGGAUGUAUAUAAAAACUGUAACGAUCUUAUCCGCCUUGGUGUGUUUAUGAAAGAUAUCCUAGAUUCAUCUGUUGAUAAAGGCGCCGAUAUAAAAGUUCUGGGAUUCCAGUGUAUUGAUUAUAAAGUUGACUAUUACAUAAUGGAUCUUGUUAAAGGAAUUUAUAUUAUGCUUCAUGUCGGUCAGGUUUCUAUUCCAGCAUCCCUAAAGGAUAUGUCGUCUUUUGUGGAUGAUAUAGAAUUAUCUUUAAGAAUACAAGAUAUUUUUCGCGAAUCUUAUGAAAAUUUCUAUCCCAAGCUUU
Molecule: messenger RNA, 1653 nt
Organism: Funneliformis caledonium
Lineage: Eukaryota; Fungi; Glomeromycota; Glomeromycetes; Glomerales; Glomeraceae
Source: the annotation of a GenBank genome assembly